AUGAUGCAACUUUGCUCUCCAAAGCGCAGACUUUUCUUUUCGAAAAAAGAAGUCGACCCGGACGCGGACCCUCACGGUGGCGACGAUUUCAUCGAAGGCGGUAAGCGACGAUGCACGGACGUUUUGUUCUUGUUGGCGUUUAUCGCGUUUUGGGUCGGCAUGUUGGCGUGCGGCGGGUACGGUUUUACCAACGGCGAUCCGGCUUUGUUAAUCAUGGGCACGGAUUACGAGGGCGUUUUGUGCGACGAGAAAGGUACCGGGGUGGCCGGGACUGGCAGCGGGAACGUCAUCGAUAACUCCGGAUUGAAGACGAGAUACUGGGCAAACUUCUUGGAAGUCGCGGCGGUGGCGAGAUCUGCGGCGGUGGCGGCGACGACGCCGUCGUUCGCGUCUUCUUCGUAUACUUUAGCGGAUGCGAAGAGCAUGUGCGUUUCUACUUGCCCGCAGCCGUCCGAAACGGCUGGACAAGUGACGUGGUUUUGCGAUUACCCGGAAAGUAAUUCGUACGCCGCGCAGUUGACGAAAGAGGCGUGGAAGACGAAAAACGGAGACGUGUAUUCCGACUUGACCGACGCGGAGAAAGUGACGAGUUUGCAAUUGAAAGGGCCGUGUUAUCCGGUUUUGAUUCCAAGCGUAAACACGUACUUUUCGUGCAACUAUUACGGCAACUUUUCGCAGUCGUCGUUCGAUGCGUUCACGGCUUUGUCAGUUUCGGGUACAACCGGGACGAACUUUCUCACCGACGGCACGUACAGCUCGUUUGCCUCCUUGGACGGAUUAGUCGAAAGCAUCAACUCGCAAGUUACGGAUUACAUCGCCGGCCCGAUGGAACGAUUCCAAAGGUACAUCGAUGACUUUAUCGUCGCGAAGAACGUUUUAGGCAUGGCGGCGGGCGCCUGUCUCGUCUUAUCGCUCGCCUGGUUGGUCAUAUUGAGAUACUUCACCUCGCUCUUUUGCUGGGGCACGGUCAUCGUGGUCAACCUCGGCUCGAUUGCGGUGACGUGCUACUUGGCUUUGUAUUCUGGCUUAAUCGGUGAUGACCAAAUCUCCGGCAUUGUCGAUUCCACGGGCUUGGAUUCCACCGAGCUCAACGCGUCUUCUUGGGUCGAUCCGGCAUCCGAAAACGAGGAAGUGUUGAAGGCGUGCACGUACGUCAUGGCGGUCUUUACCGUCAUCUUUUUCAUCUUCACCUUGUUGAUGGUUCGACGCUUAAAAGUUGCCAUCGCGUGCAUUAAAGUGUCCAUCAGCGCCUUCUCCACGGUGCCGAGCUUGAUUGUCUUUCCUUUGGUUCCGUGCGUUGGGAUGAUGUUGCUUUUCUUGUACUGGGUGUUCGCUGGCGUCUACCUCAUGUCCUGCGGCGACCAGAAGAUCCAAACAUGCGUCCAUCCGUUCGAGUCUUCCGAAUCGCACGGCUGUGGCGUCGAAACCGAAUGGUCUCGCGAGUUGCAAUACAUGCUCUUGUACCACUUCUUCGGCUUCUUGUGGACGACGCAGUUCUUUAUCGCGGUGUCGUAUUUAGUCGUCGCGUACGUCUUUGCCAAAUUUUAUUGGUCUGGUGCGGACAAAAUGGGCAUGACGCCACUUUUAACGUCCAUGAAGAGAAUGCCGUUCUAUCACUCCGGUUCGGCGGCGUUUGGUUCCUUCUUGAUUGCAGUCAUGCAAUUCGUGCGCGUCUGCAUGAGAGUCGUCAUGACGGGCAUGAAAAAAAUCGACCGAAACGGCAAAGUUUUUGCCGUCGUCGGCUACGUCAUCGAGUGCUGCUUGUGGUGCUGCCAAAAGAUCAUCGAGUUCAUCAACCGAAACGCGUACAUUAUGAUUGUCAUCGACGGUAACUCCUUCUGCUGGUCGGCGUUUCAAGCGUUGAAAUUGAUGAUUGCCAACGUCAUGUCCGUCGCCGCGAUUAACAUCGUCGGCGACUUACUCUUGUUCUUGGCGAAAUUGAGCAUCUCAAUCGGUACCGCGUUCUUGGCAUUCGUCAUGUUAAACGGCGACGAUUACAAAGAGGAAAUUUCCUCUCCGGUUUUAAUCUGCUCCGUCAUCGCCAUCUUCGCCUACUCCGUCGCCGCCGUCUUUAUGGGCAUCGUCGAAAUGGGCAUCGACACUACUUUGUUGUGUUACUGCAGAGACAUGGAAAAGCACAACGGCACUCCGCAAUACGCGCCGGAAGUUUUACAAAAAGCUUUGGGCAUCGCCGGUGAAGUCCAAAAAGCCGAAGAGGAAAGAAAGGCGGCCAAAGCGGCUGCGAAAGCGGCCAAAGCGGACAAUUCGGAGUAA
Molecule: messenger RNA, 2274 nt
Organism: Bathycoccus prasinos
Lineage: Eukaryota; Viridiplantae; Chlorophyta; Mamiellophyceae; Mamiellales; Bathycoccaceae
Exons: 2
Coding region: 1-2274 (757 amino acids)
Biological process (GO): transmembrane transport
Cellular component (GO): membrane
Molecular function (GO): transmembrane transporter activity
Source: RefSeq, a predicted model, not a curated record